Molecule: messenger RNA, 1843 nt
Organism: Osmerus eperlanus (European smelt)
Lineage: Eukaryota; Metazoa; Chordata; Actinopteri; Osmeriformes; Osmeridae
Gene: lrrc47
Product: leucine rich repeat containing 47
Exons: 7
Coding region: 37-1716 (559 amino acids)
Biological process (GO): phenylalanyl-tRNA aminoacylation
Molecular function (GO): phenylalanine-tRNA ligase activity; protein binding; RNA binding
Source: RefSeq, a predicted model, not a curated record
CUCUUUCUUCUUUCUUUCCGGGUCUGGUGUUGCAGCAUGGACGACCAGGAUAAUUGGGCUGAAAUAGAGAAAGCAGCAAAUGAGAAGAGACGUGAGCUUGUAUUGCAAGGUUCAAUUGUAGAUGAGAAAAUAUCAUCAAAUGGGGGUCUGAGUUCCAGAAUCUAUUCUCUCACACUCCUAAAUUAUCUCGAAAUUAUCCAAUGCCCGAGUCUGACAGAGAUUCAUGAAGACAUCAAAAAUUUGACAAACCUCCAAAGCUUGAUUCUCUGUAGAAAUAAGCUUUCAUUCAUUCCUAAAACAAUUGGAAAUUUGAAGUCAUUGAAAGUCCUUGACGUGUCUGUCAAUAACCUGAAAGUUCUGCCUGAUGAAAUAACACACCUUAGCGAUCUAAAUACACUCAACGUGAGUUGCAACAACCUCACAUCACUGCCAGAUGGACUGUGUCGCUGCACGAAACUCUCCACCAUCAAUAUCUCCAAGAAUGAGAUCACUCGAUUCCCAGCAGACUUCUACACAGAUCGACUGGAUCUCCUCAGCUCGAUCAUCGCCUCUGAUAACAGUAUUGAGGAGCUCUGCGGAGACGUUCACAAGCUCUCUGCACUGAAGGUUUUAGACCUCUCCAACAAUAAGCUAAUUGAGAUCCCUGCGGACCUCGGAGACUGCUCCAAACUGAAGGAGAUCAACUUCAAAGGUAAUAAACUGAAAGACAAGCGUCUGGAAAAGAUGGUCAACGGUUGUCAGACCAAGUCUAUUCUGGAUUAUCUGAGAGCCGGAGGAAGAGGGAAAGGAAAAGGCAAGCAGCAGGAAGAGGGUGAUAAGGCAGAGAGUGGCCGGGUAGCUGACAAGAAGAAAAAGCAGCACAAGAAGAAAAAGAAUGUAGAGGAAGAGGAGGUGGAUGAGUUGAACCAGAUGGUGGUGAAGAUUCUUCAUGUUUCUGAAAGCCCCACAGCACUAACAGUGACAGUGACAUCUGAGGUGAAAGAUGUGCGGCCGUACUUGGUGUGCUGUGUGGUCAAAGGAAUGAACUUGAAGUCAGGGAAUGCCCUCAAGAGGUUUCUAGUUGCUCAGACCAAACUACAUGAUGACAUAUGUGGCAAAAGGACCACCGCAACCAUUGCGACUCAUGACGUGCAGUUACUCAAGGGACCUCUUGUCUAUGAUGCCAGACCACCUGCCCAGUUAAAGAUCAUCCCUCUAAGUCGUAAGGAGAUGACUUCUGUGGACCUGAUGAAGCAGCUGCAGCUGGAGGCAGACGACCAGAGGAAACAGAAGAAGAGGCAGAAUGUUUCUGGCCUCCACAAGUACUUGCAGCUUCUUGAUGGGAAAGAACUCUACCCCUGUCUGGUAGACGCCGAAGGUCAUGUGAUCUCAUUCCCACCAAUCACCAACAGCGAAAAAACCAAGAUCAGGAAGACGACUAAAGAGCUGUUUUUAGAGGUGACCAGUUCUACCAGCCUGCAGACCUGUAAAGACAUCAUGGAUGCUCUCAUUAUGAAAAUGGCGGAGUUGAACAAGUUUACCUCAGAGCACAGGGAGGAAGCUGGGUCAGAAGGGGAGUGUGACGCAGCCCCAGACUCUGCCUCUGAUGGGAUGACCUCAAGCGAGCUUACCAUCCAACAGGUUCGCACCGUGGACCCUGACGGAAACCUCAAGGUUGUUUACCCCUCCAAAACUGACCUCUCUACAGAUGUCGACAACCUGAAAGUCAUCUGGUAGUGCACCAACCAGCUGUUUAAUUGAACCACUCACCAAACAUCACACUAAAUCAGUUGUCUGUUUAUUUUGGGGGCAGUGCAUGUACUAGACAUACAUGAUGGAAUAAUUUAAAAAUAUACUCAAAAUA